AUGAGGAACCACACAGCAAUAACCACUUUCAUCCUGCUGGGACUGACAGAUGACCCAAAACUGAAAGUUCUGCUUUUCAUCUUUCUGUUGCUCACCUACAUGUUGAGUGUAACAGGGAACCUGACUAUUAUCACCCUCACACUGGUGGAUCCUCAUCUUAAGACACCUAUGUACUUCUUCCUCAGAAACUUUUCCUUCCUAGAAGUUUCAUUUACUACUGUCUGUAUCCCUCGAUUCCUGUACAGUUUAUCAACUGGAGACAAUACUGUUACCUAUAAUGCUUGUGCAACUCAGAUAUUUUUUGUUUUUCUCUUUGGAGCAACAGAAUUUUUUCUCCUGGCAGCCAUGUCCUAUGAUCGCUAUGUGGCCAUCUGUAAACCUCUUCAUUACAUGACCAUUAUGAACAACAGAGUGUGCACCUUAUUAGUCCUCUCCUGCUGGGUAGCUGGCUUGAUGAUUAUUGUCCCACCCCUUAGCUUAGGCCUCCAGCUUGAAUUCUGUGAUUCUAAUGCCAUUGAUCAUUUCAGCUGUGAUGCAAGUCCCCUCCUAAAGAUCUCCUGCUCAGACACAUGGAUAUUAGAACAGAUGGUUAUCAUUGGAUUUUUGGUGACACUCUUGGUCACACUGGUCAUGAUGAUGGUAUCCUACACCUAUGUUGCUCUGAUCAUUCUAAGAAUCCCUUCAAUUAGUCAGAGGAAAAAGGCUUUUUCCACAUGUUCUUCUCACAUGAUCAUGAUAUCCCUUUCCUAUGGCAGCUGCUUCUUCAUUUAUCUUAAACCUUCAAUCAAACAAAGAACAUCUUUUUCCAAGGGAAUCGCUGUCCUUAAUACCUCAGUUGCUCCACUUUUGAACACUUUCAUCUAUACCUUAUGGAAUCAACAAGUGAAAAAGCCUUUGUUAAUCUGA
Molecule: messenger RNA, 906 nt
Organism: Ictidomys tridecemlineatus (thirteen-lined ground squirrel)
Lineage: Eukaryota; Metazoa; Chordata; Mammalia; Rodentia; Sciuridae
Source: RefSeq, a predicted model, not a curated record